CACUCGCGGGUUAUGAGUCCAUGCUAUCCUAUAAAGAGCCAUUGGCCAACAACAACAGGCCGAGUCUGAGUCUCCGGUUUGUGUCCGAUUCCUAACAAGGUCAGGCUUCAACACAAUGGCAAUAUCGACUGCAGCGUGGAGUGCACCAAUUUGGAUGACAAGUACCACCCCGAAUGCCGGGCAAGUCCCGAGAAAUUUUUCUUCCGGCCUUCGUCCAAGCUUGACUCUCGGGGCUCGACUCAGCGAUCUGCUGCUUUCUCGAAGCACAUGUAGAAAUAAAACUCUGGGUGAUAAUGUGGGUGCGGUCCACACGACAAAUGAUUCUGCAUCCAGAGUCCCGAAGUGGAGGAACUAUGCACAUCGAAUCCACAGCUCCGCAACUGAGGUCAAGGAACUCGAGACAACGGAUAAUAAAUCAUCAGCCAACUCCUCUACUGCAAGGCCGAACGAUACGCACAUGCAAGCGUGGAUUGAAGAGAUCCGAGGUUUACUUCGAUCCAUGUUUGAGAAAGGUGAGACAUCAGAUUCACCAUACGACACCGCGUGGGUAUCCCUCAUACCAGCUGUGGAUGGAAGUCAAGGUCCUCAAUUUCCAAAUACUCUAAAAUGGAUUGCAAGGAACCAGCUGGAGGACGGCUCUUGGGGAGAUGUCGACUUCUUCUCCAUUCAAAACAAUGUGCUAUGCACAUUAAUGUGCAUCAUCGCCUUGAAAUCGUGGAAUACUGGGCUCGACUCCGUGGAGAAAGGUUUAAGAUUUCUGAGGAAGAGCAUGGCACUGUUGGAAGACGAAACACACGAAAAGCUCGUUGGAUUCGAGCUUGUUUUUCCAUCGAUUCUGGACCAUGCAAAGAACCUGGAUCUGGACCUUCCGUACAAUCUCCCCGUCAUCGAUAAAUUGAGAGCUGCAAGGGAGGAAAAGCUCCGCAAAAUACCCCUUCAUCUGAUCUACACAACCCCAACAUCAGUCACGUACUCUCUUGAAGGAAUUCGUGAUGUUGUCGACUGGGAGCAAAUUUCGCAGCAGCAGCAGCAAACGGAUGGAAGCUUUGGUUGCUCUCCGGCGGCUACUGCUUGUGCUUACCUGCACACGGGCAAUGAAAGUUGUUUCCGCUAUCUGACGUCGAUACCGCAACUAUGUGACGGAGCAGAUUGUUUCCAACAUUUCAGAGACUCCGGAGAGUGGUGCACGUAUCCAGGCGAGAUAAACCGAGGUGUUUCAAGUACUUUCAAUUUCUACAGAGCGGCGCAAACUUGCUUCCCGGAGGAAUGUCUACUGAUGGAGGGGGCUGAAUGGGCGAGGCGAUUUCUGUUGGAUAAGCACACGCAGAAUCUUUGCAGAGACAAGUGGGUCAUCUCGAAGGGUCUUCAUGCGGAAGUUGGCUCGGCACUUUCAAAUCCUUGGUACGAACAUCUUCCCCGCUUGGAACACAGAUCGUAUCUCGACCAAUACGGACCACAGCAUGUAUGGAUUUCCAAGGUCUUGUACAGAAUGCACAGCUUUACCAACAGCGUCUUUCUGAAAUUAGCCAAAGCGGAUUUCAACUUGUGCCAAUCAAAACAUCAAGAAGAGUUGCAGGUUCUGCUAAGAUGGAAUGAAGAACGAGGCUUCAACAGCAUAAGAACUCGAGAGAAGCAGAUGGUCUACUGCUUUUAUGUGGCGGUGUGUAUUCUUCCGGCACCAGAACAGUCCAUGGCCAGAACAGUGUGGGCAAAGCUCGCCAUGCUCAACGUUCUGAUUGAUGAUUUUUUUGACUCUCCGAGCGAGUCCUACACCGACAAGGUCCAGUUUCUGGAAGCAUUCAGAUCAAGGAAUCCGAAUUUGAUGGACGGCACGGGCGGCGAAGCAAAGCUUUUCUUCGAGUCAAUUUACAACACCAUCACCGAGAUCGCAGCAGAAGGAAGCUUAUUCCAAGGUCGGGAUAUAAGUCACCAUGUUUACAACAUCUGGUUAAGGCUCGUGGAGAACCAAUUCAAAGAAGCAGAGUGGAAACACUUGAACUACGAGCCUUCGUUGGAGGAGUACAUGAGCGUCUCAGAAGUUGGAAUCUCGUUCGAGGCCAUGACACCAACUCAGUUUUUCAUGGGGGAGAAGAUUAGUCCCGCGAUGGUUGACAGUCCGCACACCAAACGCCUGAUGCACCUGGCCAAUGUGGUUGCGAGACUCAGUAACGACAUUCGAACUUAUCAGCGAGAAGAAUCAGAGAACAAACCGAACUGGGUGUCCAUCUCAAAACGCAAUGGGCUGACAGAAUCAGAAAUCAUCGAAGAAGCUCGUAAGGUGAUGGACGAGCAUAUGAAACAGCUGGUGAAGGAGACUUACAGCCCAUCCAAGAGUCACCCGCUGCUUCCCAGAUCGGCGAGGCAGUUGUACUUCGAUACGGUCAGAGCGAUCCGUUUUGCUUACCGGACGGGAGAUGCCCUCGCACCACACAUGCUGGACACCAAACAGUCCAUUGAUUCCAUCUUAUUUGAACCCGUGCUCCUGUGACCAUGGCUUCCGAUAAAAUUACGAAUCCAAGUCCAAGUUCCAUUCAUAUAUUCCAAAGAGCAGUCUGAAGUUUGACCUUGUAAAAAAGUGAUGUUUCACAUUGUCAAGUCACCCUUGGAAAGAAAUAUGGGGAAUACAAGGAACAUCUACCAUUGUGAACAAAGAAAGAGAAGUCGAGGACGAUUCAUUGGUGAUUGUCCAUGACAUCUUCUUUCAGAUCAGACUAUAAAUCCAAGUUACAUUAGAAGUAUAGAAUAUAAUGUAUAUCAUAUUGGAUAAAUUAUGUAAUAUAAGCUCAGAUAUUAAAUGUUC
Molecule: messenger RNA, 2800 nt
Organism: Marchantia polymorpha subsp. ruderalis
Lineage: Eukaryota; Viridiplantae; Streptophyta; Marchantiopsida; Marchantiales; Marchantiaceae
Source: the annotation of a GenBank genome assembly